This is a messenger RNA of Suillus paluster, 342 nucleotides long. RefSeq lists its product as uncharacterized. NCBI's taxonomy places the organism in Eukaryota, Fungi, Basidiomycota, Agaricomycetes, Boletales, Suillaceae. The coding region runs from base 1 to 342 and encodes 113 amino acids. The record is from RefSeq and is a predicted model, not a curated record. The transcript has 2 exons.
AUGUCCUGUGGAGUGGGUUCUUCCAGGCUCAAAGGCCUCUCUAAAUCUGUCAUUUCCCACCAUUUCAGAGGACAGAAUCGCCAGUCUUAUGUGUUGAUGGCUGGCAGGCAAACCCAGUGCCUCGAGGCAGCUGCAGUAAGUCGUCAGGCUGAGUUUCAAGAAAUGUCGGCCGAGGACCGUGAGAUGGUUGAGGACAUGAUGGACGACUAUGGCAUGAAUAUCAAGCCAUUACCCUACACAGCACCCCCAGGCGAAGAGGGUUUGGACUUGAGUCACGAAGGAGGUGAAUAUGAGGCAUUUGAAGGUCUUGCGCAUGAAAUUGCUGGCAUCAGCGGAUUGUGA